Plasmodium inui San Antonio 1 is the source of this 205-nucleotide messenger RNA. RefSeq lists its product as hypothetical. Lineage: Eukaryota; Apicomplexa; Aconoidasida; Haemosporida; Plasmodiidae. The annotation marks the transcript as partial. The transcript has a single exon. The record is from RefSeq and is a predicted model, not a curated record.
AGAACGAAGCUUUAGAGACAAAUAUAUAGAAAAAAUGCCAAUAACACGGAAAUAUAUUAACAACAGAGAAGAUAGCACUACGUCCAAGAAUAAUAAAAUAAGUCCCCCACAUCAGGAAGGCCGAGGAAUCCCGUACCACUCCAACAAGACUCCAACAAAGUAUCAAGAAACCCAAGAAAAGACUAAUAAAAUAACCCUGAGAUAG